CGUUUCCGCGGGGAUGUCUGCGCGCUCUCGAGCCGUUCAUGGCCGCUCGAGCUCCGUCUCGUUCGUGUCGCCGAGGCCGCGGCGCCGCCGCUGCUCGCGUGCCUGUGUCGGGCCCGGGGACGGCGGAGCACGCGGCCCGCUCUCAGUCCGGCCGAUGAUGGCGGUCAGCAGGCAUACCGGAGACACUCCGUGUGUGGGACAGUUACCGGAUAAACGCCAUUUUGUGUGAGAGCGGAGUCGCAGGCCGGACUGUCCGCCAUUUAACAAAAGCACCGAGUUUCACCACAAAUACCAACAAGUGCCGUUAAACACCAACAGUUACCGUGAACGUGGCGGUUACCGACCCGGUGUCUCAGUAAACACCACUCAGCCGUUAUGGUCCCGGGGAGGCUAAUCUGUCCGCCGGUAACGUUUACGUUGUUUAACGUUAAGUUAGCAUUUUAGCUCCCUUACGUUACAGGCUAGCCUCACAGGCUAACGGGAGGCUCUCCGGUGAACACAGCUGCCGUUACACCACACGAAAACCCCGUUACACCGUUAACCAUCCGCUCGCGCACUACCUAGUUUACAGUUCUAACGGUUCGAUCCGGAUCUGGUGACCUUUAAACUAUCGCUAGCCUCGAAGCUGUUAGCCCGUUAGCUUGGUUAGCCGGUUUAACUGAUCCGGUCUGAGUAGAAACAGGACUUUGUGUCCGUUAACGUUGCAGGACCGGGUUUAAACCCAGUCAGCGGAGGUUUACAGGUAAAACAGGACCAGGUGAGUGAGGUAAUACGAGAAUAUUAUUCAAAUAAACUGUGUAAACUCGAUGCUAAUAAGUAGCCUGCCUGUCCUCUCUGUUCAGUUAAAGGCUUCAUAAAGCGUGCACACGCUCUGGUGCGCGUGUCCGCGCUAGAAAGAGGUACAUGAACUACUUGCAAACGCACGGGGGGGGGGGUAAACGCAGCCUCUGAGCACGGCACUCACCCUGCAGCUCACCUGGACACCUCCCAGGUGAAUGUUAAACAAGCAGGAGACCACUGACAGACAUGAGACGGAGACCGGCAGCUGUCCAUCCAUGGAGCUGAUCCAGCUGCUGUUAAUGGGACAGUCUGACCAUGUGGACGCAGAAUAAGUCCCCCUGUCCUGUGUCCUGUCUGAUUCCUCUGAUGAAUCAAAGGAAGUAUUACAUCACGUGACUGACUGAUAAAAACAUGCAAACAUAAAGGUCAUCCAGUUAAAUCAUCUGUGAAUGAUGAAGUGCUGAGGCGACGUCUCUAACCCUGUCAUAUAUUCACUAGUUCACACAGGAUUGCACAUGUUUUACAUCUGUGUCAGUACUGACCUGCUGCUUCUUACAGCUGAUGUGUCUGUGUCCUCUCACUCAGUGUUGUGUCUUCUGUGCACAGAUGGCAGAGACAGUGAAGUAUGUGGACGACGAACACAAGAGCAUCUUCCUGAAGCUGCUGAACGAGCAGCGACUGGAGGGCGAACACUGCGACAUCGCCGUGGUGGUCGAGGAUGUGAAGUUCCGGGCUCAUCGCUGUGUACUCGCCGCCUGCUCCAACUACUUCAAAAAACUUUUUAAAAAACACGAGGUGGACAACUCGUCUGUGAUCGAGAUCGACUUCAUUCGCUCUGAUAUCUUUGAGGAGGUGUUGAAUUACAUGUACACUGCAAAGAUUUCCGUCAAGAAGAGAGACGUCAACCUGAUGAUGUCAUCAGGACAGAUCCUCGGCAUCCGCUUCCUCGACAAACUCUGCUCUCAGAAACGAGAUGUAUCAUCAGAGGACAAAGAGAAGUUUCCCUACGACAUCGUAAAGAUGGCGCUGCCGCCCGAGGCUCAGCUGGCGGCUGAGUCUGAGGUGCUUGGGGAACACGAUGACACGCCCACAACAGACGAUCUCGUUGAGGCAUCAGCCAAUCAGGAGCUAGAUAAGUCUCCCAGUGCAGCAUUGCGUGUCCAGGAGGCCAUCCUGAAAGAACUGACCAAUGAGGACGUACACAAGGUGACCUGCUAUGACCAGGAUGUGGUGACAGAGAUGGAGGCAGAGCCUAAAGAGCUGGGGGCGGAACAUCAUGCCACACAGACUCUGACAUUUGCCGACAGUAUGGGAGAGGUGAAGGACGAGCAGCCGCCUGGUUGGUCAACGGCGACAACUGACAUGAAGUUUGAAUACCUGCUGUACGGACACAGAGAACAGCUUGCCUGCCAGGUGUGUGGGAAGACCUUCCAGGACGAGAGCAGACUUAGGAAACACGAGAAGCUUCAUUCAGCAGAGCGUCCAUUCGCCUGUGAGAUCUGUUCCAAAGCUUUUACAACACACGCUCACCUGAAAGAACACCUGAAGAUCCACACAGGCUUCAAACCUUACAGGUGUGAUGUUUGUGGGAAAUCAUUCAUUCGAGCUCCAGACCUGAAAAAACACGAACGGGUUCACAGCAACGAGAGACCGUUUGCCUGCCAGAUGUGUGACAAGGCAUUUAAACACAAGUCCCACCUGAAAGACCAUGAGAGGAGACACAGAGGAGAGAAACCAUUCGUCUGUCCUUCCUGCACAAAGGCUUUUGCCAAGGCGUCAGAUCUGAAGCGUCAUGAAAACAACAUGCACAGUGAGAGGAAACAGCUGAAUCCACUGCAGAGCGACACAGAGACACUGCAGGCUGCUGCCAUGGCUGCAGAGGAGCAACAUCUGGACAACAUCAGCUGUUCUUAACAUCUGGACAACGUCAGCUGCUCCUAAUUUUCACUGUAUUGAUAAGAAUAUUUUCACUGUACCUACUGACUUAUUUUUAAUGCAGACCUUUAAUGAAGUUCUGUUUGUAGGAUAGUUUAUCCUCUGAACAGUGAACAUGAACUGAUGACCUCGAUGAGCAUGUGAUUGGUAAACAUGGCUGCCGCUCUGUGACCUCCUCCUUUUCUUUUGGCUUCCUGUAUGAUCUGGAAUCUUUGUAAAUGUACAGAUUUGUUUGUCAGUCUGAACCAAACUCCAUACAGAAAGUGGUGGAUUUUGAAGCUGCUGGUUUGUGCUGUCGUAUGUAAAACUGUCGCUCUGUUCUGUUUAAUAAGCAGAGCUGCUGGGUUUUAAACCACGCCUAUUUUAUUUCAUUAGGUUUCAUCACCAUCACUAAACUACAGGAGCCCGGAGUGGACACAUUAAGUCACAGGGCUCUGUUUCCAUGGUGCCGCUCUAACAGCAAAAUAAACCAUUUUAAUUAAAACCUCA
This is a messenger RNA of Toxotes jaculatrix (banded archerfish), 3204 nucleotides long. It is a transcript of the gene zbtb14, whose product is annotated as zinc finger and BTB domain containing 14. The record is from RefSeq and is a predicted model, not a curated record. Gene Ontology annotation, biological process: regulation of transcription by RNA polymerase II. Gene Ontology annotation, cellular component: nucleus. Bases 1342 to 2694 code for a protein of 450 amino acids. The transcript has 9 exons. Gene Ontology annotation, molecular function: RNA polymerase II cis-regulatory region sequence-specific DNA binding; DNA-binding transcription factor activity, RNA polymerase II-specific; protein binding. NCBI's taxonomy places the organism in Eukaryota, Metazoa, Chordata, Actinopteri, Toxotidae.